Molecule: messenger RNA, 933 nt
Organism: Strongylocentrotus purpuratus (purple sea urchin)
Lineage: Eukaryota; Metazoa; Echinodermata; Echinoidea; Camarodonta; Strongylocentrotidae
Product: QRFP-like peptide receptor
Exons: 2
Coding region: 1-933 (310 amino acids)
Biological process (GO): G protein-coupled receptor signaling pathway
Cellular component (GO): plasma membrane
Molecular function (GO): G protein-coupled receptor activity
Source: RefSeq, a predicted model, not a curated record
AUGACGAAAACAUCCUCAACAACAAGUGGGGUGACGCGGUUUAAAACGACGCUUCCGCCAGAUGAAAGUAGUUCAUGCCGUCCUGGGACACCUGAUGUAAGACAGGUUUGUCAGGAUCCACUGUUCUACCCGUACGUUGCGACCUUCUUUAUGUUUGCUUUCGGCUUCGUCAUCAUCGCCGCCGUCGUCAUGAAUUCCCUGGUUCUCUUUGUCAUGUCGAGAUCGACCCGAGCACGGAAAUCGUCUCACAACGUCUAUGUCGCCAGUCUUGCCUUUUCCGACCUCAUGGUUGUGCUCAUCGAGUGUCCAAUCGUUUAUAUGCAGUUCUUGUUGCCUGGCGAUGUCUCCAGAGUGAUAUUCAACCCGGACACAUACUGGGUGUGCAUCGCGUCUUUCUACUUCAACUCCUUCUUUGGGACUGCUUCGAUAAUGACCCAGCUGGCGCUCAACAUCGACCGUUAUUGCAUGAUCAUCCACCCGCUUACAACAAGGGCGUUCGCUGCGCCCACCAACACACGAGCUGGGUUCAUCCUGAUGUUGGUUUGGUCGGUUUCGAUGAUUCCACAGUUUGGGAACAUCUUCCUCUUCAAGGAGGUAGCUAGUGAAUCGUACGUCAUGCAUGGUGGAAUCGACGUAUACGAGGUCCACUUCUGUCUCAGCAGCAAACCUAGCGAUAAUCCAUACACACCACACGUUUACACCGCAACCGUCUUUUGCGUCUUCUAUCUGUCAACACUGGUCACAACCCUUGGUCUCUACGUUAAAAUGGUGUUCUCUCUGCGACAAAGAAAACCAACGACGACCCCCGAGGAUGACCGAAUCUAUUCCAUCUAUAUGCGAAGAGACUCCUUGUCCAAACAACACAGGUUCACAGAUGAUGGCAUCCUCGAUUUUGUCGACUGGGUUGGUCAUACCAGUUCCUUCAGAGAUUGA